CAAACGCUCUCGGUUUUCUUAACCUUCUUGCCUCGUUCGCGAUUGCAAACGAAAGGUUAUAUUCACGCAUUCUCUGAGCAGUAUCGCCUGCUUUGUUCGACUCGACGGCACGUGUAUUAAGCAAAUUAAUUAAACCAUCAUCAGUUUAUAAUGACCAACUCAAAGGGUUACCGGCGUGGGACAAGAGACUUGUUCUCCCGUAAAUUCCGGAAACAUGGAACUAUUCCUUUGUCGACAUAUAUGAAAGUAUACAAAGUUGGGGACGUAGUAGAUAUAAAGGGCAACGGAGCGGUACAGAAGGGGAUGCCUUACAAAGUCUACCAUGGAAAGACUGGACGCGUCUUCAAUGUAACUCCUCACGCUCUCGGAGUAAUCGUUAACAAAAGAGUACGUGGACGCAUCGUUGCCAAGCGCAUCAACGUCAGAAUCGAACAUUUGACUCACUCCAAAUGUCGAGAAGAUUUCCUUAAACGAGUCAAGGAAAAUGAGAGGCUAAGAAAGGAAGCUAAGGAAAAGAACGUUCGCGUUCAGCUUAAGAGACAACCCGAACAACCAUCCUCCGCUCACAUUGUAUCCGGACGAGAGGAACCGAUCCUUUUGGCGCCUAUACCUUAUGAAUUUAUCGCUUAAACGUUAAAUACACUUGGCUCUUCGGCUUGACUCGGAAAAA
Molecule: messenger RNA, 670 nt
Organism: Orussus abietinus
Lineage: Eukaryota; Metazoa; Arthropoda; Insecta; Hymenoptera; Orussidae
Gene: RpL21
Product: 60S ribosomal protein L21
Exons: 3
Coding region: 151-630 (159 amino acids)
Biological process (GO): translation
Cellular component (GO): cytosolic large ribosomal subunit; ribosome
Molecular function (GO): structural constituent of ribosome
Source: RefSeq, a predicted model, not a curated record